Molecule: messenger RNA, 965 nt
Organism: Eutrema salsugineum
Lineage: Eukaryota; Viridiplantae; Streptophyta; Magnoliopsida; Brassicales; Brassicaceae
Exons: 2
Coding region: 72-824 (250 amino acids)
Source: RefSeq, a predicted model, not a curated record
UCAAAUCUCCCAUCUUCACCGCUUCAGACGAAACUCCUCUGAAAAUUCAAGAAUUUCUCCGACCAAGCGAGAUGCCGAAGGAAAGCCGUAUAAUGUCGGUGACAAGCAACGGGACAAGAGUAUCGCCAUACCCGCUUCGAGCAUCAAGGACAAAGAAACAGAAAGCAGUCGAGUCGCCAAUUCAGACAGAAGGCGCAAGAGAAUGGGAGGAUGUCCGGUGUGUGAUCUGCAUGGAACCGCCACACAAUGCGGUCCUCUUGCAAUGCACUUCCUCCUACAAAGGAUGUCGUCCUUACAUGUGCGACACGAGUGCUCGCCACUCCAACUGUUUCAAGCAGUACCGUAGGAACAAAGGGAACCGCUUAGACACCAAGACCUUGAAAUGCCCUUUCUGCAGAGGAGAGGUUUUUGAGACUAUCAAGGUCUCCGGUGCAAGACGCUUCAUGAAUGCUAAACCGAGAUCUUGCUCUUUCGAGGAUUGUGACUUCUCGGGGACUUACUCUCAGCUUAACAAUCACUUGAAAACCGAUCAUCCUGGUUUCAUCCCAUUAAAGGUCGACCCACAGAAGCAAAUGAUGUGGGAACAGAUGCAGAGAGAUGCUGAAUACAUUGAACUCAUGACUGCUGCUGGUCUGCCUCAUAGUCCCCCCGAGCCUGUGCAUCGUCAUCAUCCUCCUCCUCAUCCUCAUCCGAUGCUUCAGCUCAGCCUUCAGAGUCUUAUUUCUGCUGCACCCCGUCAGGUAAGGAGCGGAUUUGGGGUCGCCACUCUCAUGCCCAGACUCGAGAUUCGAACCAUGACCAUGUUUCACGGUUGGAAUACUUGAAGAUUUUGCUGAAGAAACCUGUUUCAGAUCCCAAAAUUUUGAAUAUUCUUCAAAGUUUUGAUGUCUCAAUAGCUUUUUCUCUCGUCAGCUUGCAUCCAUAAUGUUAUAAAUAUCAUUCUUUACAACAGCGCUUUCGACACC